Odocoileus virginianus texanus is the source of this 813-nucleotide messenger RNA. The record is from RefSeq and is a predicted model, not a curated record. Lineage: Eukaryota; Metazoa; Chordata; Mammalia; Artiodactyla; Cervidae.
AGGAGCUCCCGGGACAGAGGCACUGAUUCAUAUCUGGGGUCUCCGAGGACCAUGCGUCCUCCAGGACAAGUCGGAAUUUGAAAAGAGUACAGGGAAAAAACCACCCAAACUCCAACACCCAGAGACCUCUCAGGCAGGGUGGUGGCGGAGAAGCCCCUGUGCCACAGCCCGCCCUGGGAGGAGGCCGUCGUCAGCAAGAUCAGGACCAUGACCGUCUUGGAGAGGUGCCGCAUGCUGCAGUCCAUCCUCUGCUGCCUCCAGCAGGACGGCCAGCUUGUGCAGAAGGUGAAGGUGUCAGAUGCCAGUAUCCAGGAGCUCCUGGAGCCCUUGAACCUGGACUUCAGUUCUCCUCUGGAGAAGUCCUUUCUCUUCCACUUGUACGGCGUGAUCCUCAGGGAGAGUGCUGACAGCAACAUGGUGAGGAAGCACCUGGUCCAGCUCCUCGAGCUGUCCCACCAGUCGUCCAGCGACCGGGAGGGCAUCUCGCUGGCUGUGGGCAUAACGUCCACCUCUCACCUGGAGCAGGUGUGGGGCAGGCUGGAGCACCUGGGCUGCACCAGGUUCCUGAGGUCUGCGCCGCUGUCCACGGACAGCCAGCUGGAGUCACACCUGCACUGGAGGUGGGUGAGCAGCACCGCCCUGCUGUGCUGCGGGCAGAUGGCCGUGCACGCUGGGAAGCAGGUCCUGCCCUGGGUGGACAACAUCGCUUCCAGGAUGGCGUACCACUUCUCCUGCAGCAGCCUCGUGAGCCCCGCCGGGCCUCAGGCGGCAGGGCGGGGGGCCCGGCUGACCUCUGACCCCAGCCCACUCUGA